AAAUAAACAAUAUGGCGUUGCUCCAAUUACAGUAGAUAGAAUGAUAGAUGAUAGAUCUAUUCUAUAAUCAUAAUGAUAAUCAUAAAAGACCGUAAGAUAAAAAAAAAAUAAUUAUUAACUGAUAAAUGAAUGUGGUUUGACAACCAUGAGGCGUUCAGCAGCACCCAGUCGAGUUGGCCUUGAAGGAUUGGUUGCUAAAAAAGCAAAAUUUAGUUCACCAUCUUUGAAAUCUGAUUUACUAAGUAACACGCAAAAUGUAUCUCCUACAAUAAGUUCCCAGAAUACCACUUUGAAAACUGUUCAAGAUAACAAUGCAUUGUCAUCUUCAACACUCUUUAGUCUUGGUGCAAAGUUAAGGACAAACUCAGAGCAUCCUGAGGAAGUGAAGAGAGAUAUAACCACAGUGACAAUGUUGGCUUGUAUGCCCUUAAAAACAGUGAAUCAUGAAGACAAUUUUGACUUUCAACAUAUAAAUUCUGGAUUCAGUCCACAAAAGGCUCCAACACCAGAGAUUGAUUUGAAUAAAGACUCAAAAUUGUACACUGCUAGAACUGGUACAAUGUCAAGCCUACAUAGACAACCUACUAGCAGCAAUGUUCCAGAUGUGACAUCAACUCCUGGGUCCAAAUAUUUCCAAGUUGUUUGGUGCAAACUGUCAAAGAAGAAACACAAAAAGUGGGAAGGAGAUGCUGUACUUGUUGUAUCAGGGCGUUCUGCCACACUGUAUGACACUGAAGGGAAAGUUAUUGGUCGUGGCAGUGGAUAUAAAGUUGCUCAAUUGGAAUCAUUGUCUGAAAGUAAUAUGUUAGUAGUAGCAGGGAAAGAGGUUGAAGUUUUGUCUGUGAUAAAAGAAGAAGAUUUCAAAUCAGGUAAAUGUUUCAAUGCUACAGGAGUGGAUACAAGUUCUUCAGUUACACCUGUAACAUUCAAUCCGACAGUUUCUAAAGGGAUUCCCAAACCUUUCAUCAGCCCCCUUUUAAAGUCUUCCAGUGACUGUCAACCUGUAUCAAAAGAUGUUUCAGAGAAGCUGCCAACUCAACCAAAGUAUGAUCCUAACUUACCAGGAGCUUUAGUCCUGCCUCAACCCAGUGCAGAAUAUCAGUGGAAGUAUAACCAACAAGGUCAGCCAGUUGUUGAUGUUGUGGUGGAUCCUUACCUCUCCAGCAGUUUAAGAAACCAUCAGAGGGAGGGUGUGGUGUUCUUGUAUGAAUGUGUUAUGGGCAUGAGGAACUACCAAGGUCAUGGAGCUAUUCUGGCUGAUGACAUGGGCCUAGGAAAGACAUUGCAGUGUAUAACACUUAUUUGGACAUUGUUGAAACAAGGACCAUUUGGAGGCAGACCUGUAGUGAAGAAGGUCUUAGUGGUGACUCCAGGAAGCCUAGUUAAGAACUGGUUUCUUGAGUUCAAAAAAUGGCUGGGUCUGGAGAGAUUAAAUGUGUUUGCUGUGUCAGGCGAUAAGAAACCAGAGGAGUUUGUAAAAUCCAAUAAGUAUCCAGUCCUGGUGAUAUCCUAUGAAAUGUUUGUACGAUGCUCUGAGAUUCUUACGGAUGUGAACUUUGACCUGAUUAUCUGUGAUGAAGGCCACCGUUUGAAAAAUACUGCAGCCAAGACUACUGCUAUAAUGAUGGGACUACCGUGCAAGAAAAGAGUUGUUCUGACUGGUACUCCUGUCCAAAAUGACCUCCAAGAGUUUUAUUCUAUUGUACAGUUCUGUAAUCCUGGACUUUUGGGAACAACAGCUUCAUUCAGACGAAUAUAUGAAGAACCUAUCGUUACUUCUCGUCAGCCUGAAGCCUCAUUGGAGCAGCAAGAGCUUGGCUCAGAGAGAGCCCAAGAGCUGACUAGGCUUACUCAAAUGUUUGUUUUAAGAAGAACUCAAGAGGUCAAUAAUGACUAUUUGCCUCCAAAAGUUGAACUGGUUCUCUUCUGCCAGCCAUCCGCCCUGCAGGUGAGCUUGUACAGACAACUGCUUCACUCUCAGCUUAUCAGGAGGUGCCUGUUAGGUAACUUGUCAGGCUCUCCGCACCUGUCCUGCAUCAGCGCCCUCAAACAGUUGUGUAAUCACCCAAGUCUGCUGUACCGAAAGGCCUUGGAAGCAGAGGGAAAGUCUUCAAGGGAUGGGGAGGUUUCUAUAUAUGAUGGGCUCCUGACUUAUUUUUCUGAUAAUUUUGAUGCAGAACGUUUUAGUUGUGAUGAUUCUGGUAAAAUGGUGGUACUGUCUGGUCUUCUGGCCGCAAUAUUCAGACAUUCCUGCACAGAAAAAGUGGUUUUGGUCUCAAACCACACAAAGACUCUGGACUUUCUGCAAAUUUUCUGUGAUGCUUCUGGUUAUAAAUACCUGAGACUUGAUGGCACAACACCAACUGGUCAGAGGCAGGAUCUUGUGUCCACUUUCAAUAAUAAGUUUUCUCAACAAAGAAUUUUCCUCUUGAGCUCCAAAGCUGGUGGAGUGGGUUUGAAUCUCAUUGGUGCUUCUCGUUUGAUUCUAUAUGAUAUUGACUGGAAUCCAGCUAAUGAUAUACAAGCCAUGGCCCGAGUCUGGAGAGAUGGACAGAAAGGAAGAGUCUAUAUCUACAGAUUGAUUACAACUGGCACAAUAGAAGAGAAAAUGUACCAACGACAAAUUACAAAACAAGGACUGAGCGGAGCAGUCAUGGAUAUGAACACUAAGAACAAUGUCCAAUUCUCUCUUGAAGAUCUUAAGGAUUUGUUUUCCCUGAAUGAGAUGACAGACUGUGAGACCCACAGUCAACUGGGAUGUCAGUGUAAGGGGAGCCCAGGAUUUACUCAGGUGCAGAAAGUGAUGGCUCAGGAGGAUGAGGAAAAUGAACGAGAUUGUCAACUUGGAAAAUCAUCAAAGUCACACAAGGUCAAGGCCAAUUUAACAAUGGGAGAACUAUUACAAUGGCAACACUGGAGAGGAGAAUAUGCUGGGGAUAUAAGUAGCUGGUACCUUGAUGGCGUAGGAGAAACUCUGUCAUUUCUAUUCUGGCACCAGACGUCUGCUGAGAUUCAGCUGGUCUAGAACAUUUGUUUUUGUCCUAUUUUAGUUGUACAGAAAUGUUAGUGAAAUAAAGCCCUAAUAAAAGUGUAAAUAGUUUUGAUGGAAGGAGUUAUGGCUUGGCUUAUUAUUCAUUAUGUAAAAUAAUGUAAAAAUUAAAGGAUUCUGAUGAUGACAAUCAAAAGUCAGUUAAUUCUUUUUCUAAAAGCUGUAGAAUGUUAUGCAUUAGCAAAUGAUCUACGAUGAUGUAUCAAUUAAAGUCAGGUUUAAGCUUCUAUGCUUUUUCUCUGCAUUUAAAAUGUUCCUUAUGAUAAAUUUUGUAUUGCGAUGUUAAUAUUCCAUUGUAAAUAUAGAAAUAAAAGCAAUUUAAAAAUUA
This is a messenger RNA of Biomphalaria glabrata, 3377 nucleotides long. RefSeq names its product DNA repair and recombination protein RAD54B-like. NCBI's taxonomy places the organism in Eukaryota, Metazoa, Mollusca, Gastropoda, Planorbidae. Gene Ontology annotation, biological process: reciprocal meiotic recombination; double-strand break repair via homologous recombination. Gene Ontology annotation, cellular component: nucleus. Gene Ontology annotation, molecular function: DNA translocase activity; ATP-dependent chromatin remodeler activity; ATP binding. The transcript has 25 exons. The record is from RefSeq and is a predicted model, not a curated record. Bases 146 to 3025 code for a protein of 959 amino acids.